Messenger RNA from Penicillium waksmanii, 3141 nucleotides. It is a transcript of the gene pmr1, whose product is annotated as Ca(2+)/Mn(2+)-transporting P-type ATPase PMR1. Gene Ontology annotation, molecular function: ATP binding; P-type calcium transporter activity; ATP hydrolysis activity. The record is from RefSeq and is a predicted model, not a curated record. The coding region runs from base 1 to 3141 and encodes 1046 amino acids. NCBI's taxonomy places the organism in Eukaryota, Fungi, Ascomycota, Eurotiomycetes, Eurotiales, Aspergillaceae. Gene Ontology annotation, biological process: manganese ion transport; calcium ion transmembrane transport; intracellular calcium ion homeostasis. The transcript has 4 exons. Gene Ontology annotation, cellular component: endoplasmic reticulum; Golgi membrane; plasma membrane.
AUGUCAAGGUCGACAACACCUGCGCUGCCUCUGCAUAAUGCACCCAAAAUCGAAACACCGCAACCUUCAUCGACCGACCUUCUAGGCGGCCGGCCGGAUGCUCCCUCAUCGGCUUCAACCUCCACAUACUCUUGGCUCGAGCCCUAUGAGACCGCCGAACGACUUCACACCUCCCUCCAUCACGGCUUAACCCCCGCAGAAGCUGAGAUCCGUCUUGCUCGUGAUGGUCCCAAUGAGCUUCCCCAUGAGGAACCCGAGCCACUGUGGUUGCGGUUCCUCAAGCAAUUCAAGGAAACCCUGAUCCUCCUCCUCCUUGGCUCAGCCGGUAUCUCAUUUGUGAUGGGCAACUACGACGAUGCUAUAAGUAUUACUCUUGCAGUCACCAUCGUCGUGACCGUUGGCUUCGUUCAGGAGUAUAGGUCGGAGAAAUCGCUGGAGGCACUCGGUCGACUCGUUCCACACUUCGCCCACCUCAUCCGUGAUUUGCCUUCGAGGACUGCCGCAGCUGAUCAUGCCAGCACAUCGGAAUCCGGUGAAGAAACGGAGGAACUCCGGAGUAAGAGUCCUGGCACGGCAUCCGCUGCGCUCAAGGCAUCCACCACGGUCCCCGCCGCCGACUUGGUGCCGGGUGACCUGGUGCUUUUCUCUACAGGAGACCGUAUCCCCGCAGAUAUUCGCAUUACUCACGCAACCGAUCUUACAAUCGACGAAUCGAAUCUUACCGGUGAAAACGAGCCGGUGGUAAAGUUCAGCGCGGCACUUCGUCACCAUGCCCAUGGUGGGACCCUCGCAGCUCCCAGCGUCACCAAGCCUCCUCGAUCGCCAUUCUAUGAUGCCCCCGCGUCAGGGGCCGUUGGUGCCGAUAUUCGUCUCAAUGAGCAACACAACAUUGCGUUUAUGGGUACACUUGUGCGCUCGGGUCAUGGUCAGGGCAUCGUUAUCUCAACCGGGGCAAAGACCGAGUUCGGAAGUAUCUCGAUCUCUCUGCAGGAGAUUGAGAGUCCGCGAACCCCACUGCAACUGUCCAUGGAUCGGCUUGGACAAGAACUGAGCUAUAUUUCGUUCGGUGUCAUCGCUCUGAUUGUUGUGAUUGGUCUCUUCCAGGGCCGUAAAAUCCUUGAAAUGUUUACUAUUGGCGUCUCGCUCGCAGUGGCAGCUAUUCCCGAGGGCCUGCCGAUUAUUGUCACUGUGACCCUCGCUCUUGGCGUGCUGCGUAUGGCCAAGCGGGGAGCUAUCAUGCGCAGGCUUCCCAGUGUCGAGACCCUCGGCUCUGUCAAUGUUGUCUGCAGUGACAAAACCGGUACUCUCACCCUCAACCAUAUGACUGUUACAAAGAUGUGGCAUUUCGACUCAACCGAGCCAUUUGAGGUUCAGCCUGCCCGUACCAUUCUCCGAGUCGGCAACAUUGCAAACAACGCUCGCCUUUCCCGUACCCACGCCAACUCCCCAGCUAGUGCAUCGUCUGCGGCAGUGCUAUCUUCCACCUUAGACCGGAAUUCCAGUGCUGUCAAAAGCCGCUGGGUGGGGCAGCCAACUGACGUUGCCAUUCUGGAUCUAUUGGACACUUUAGGAGAAGAUGAUGUCCGUGAGCGUAUCAGUGCCCGUGUAUCCGAAACUCCAUUUAGCUCCGAGCGUAAGUGGAUGGGUGUUAUCAUUGGUAGCGGCAGCCCCGGUGAUUCUGAUGUUGCCUAUAUUAAGGGCGCUCUGGAACAAGUUCUGGCUCGCUCGGACACAUACUUGACCAAGGAUGGCCGGGAGGUUAUUCUUGAUGAGCCCCGUCGUAAUAUUAUUCGCCAAGCUGCAGAGCAUAUGGCCAGCGAGGGCCUCCGAGUCCUUGCAUUUGCCAGCGGUGCGGUGCGAAGCUCGUCGAGAGGCAUGAAAGGGUUCAACAGCCGUUCCAACACACCCAAGGGCAGCCCUGCCGAUGAUGAUGAUCGCUAUAAUGGACUAGUCUUUGCCGGCCUUGUCGGUAUGAAUGAUCCUCCUCGUCGAGAUGUCCACAAAUCAAUCCGCCGUCUGAUGCACGGUGGUGUGCGAGUCAUAAUGAUUACCGGUGAUGCUGAGACCACGGCGGUAGCUAUUGCGAAGAAGCUUGGAAUGCCGGUCAAUGAAGGCGCCGGCGCACGUUCAGUCAUCCGCGGUGAUGAACUUGACCGCAUGACCAUGGCCGAACUCACUCAGGCGAUCGCGACAACUUCCAUUUUCGCCCGAACAAGCCCAGACCACAAGAUGAAGAUCGUGACUGCACUUCAGUCUCGAGGUGAUGUUGUUGCCAUGACCGGUGAUGGUGUUAAUGAUGCACCCGCUCUGAAGAAGGCCGACAUUGGAAUUUCGAUGGGCAAGCUUGGCACAGACGUUGCCAAGGAGGCCGCAGACAUGAUUCUCACCGAUGACGACUUCUCGACAAUCCUUCGAGCGAUUGAGCAGGGCAAGGGUAUCUUCUAUAAUAUUCAAAACUUCAUCACCUUCCAGCUGAGUACCAGCGUGGCUGCGCUCAGUCUCGUACUCCUCAGCACGACCCUCGGCUUCAAGAAUCCACUGAAUGCCAUGCAAAUCCUGUGGAUCAACAUUCUCAUGGACGGACCCCCCGCCCAAUCCCUCGGUGUCGAACCCGUCGACCCUUCAAUCAUGAACCGACCCCCACGCCCCAAAACAGCGCGGGUACUCACAAAACCCCUCAUACAGCGAGUUCUCACCUCCGCCAUGAUAAUCAUGCUCGGCACGCUCGCAAUCUACAUCCACGAAAUGGGCGACAUCGACGACGGACAACCCCUCGGCAAGCGGUCCCGCAUCGUUACAGCCCACGACACCACCAUGACAUUCACCUGCUUCGUGCUUUUCGACAUGUUCAAUGCACUCACCUGCCGAAGCGAAGGCAAGUCCGUCCUCCGCGGCGAAAUCUCCCUCUUCGGCAACAAGAUGUUCAACUACGCCGUCCUGGGCUCCCUAGCCGGUCAAGCCUGCGUCAUCUACCUCCCCUUCUUGCAACGCGUUUUCCAAACCGAGCCGCUGAGCUUUGGCUCGCUGUUCAAACUGCUAUGUCUUGCCAGCUCUGUCUUUUGGGUCGAUGAGGGUCGCAAGUAUAUGCAUUAUCUCCGCCGUCAGCGAGGGCUGGGUGGUGGAUAUAGCGCGAAUGUCUGA